Molecule: messenger RNA, 1461 nt
Organism: Radiomyces spectabilis
Lineage: Eukaryota; Fungi; Mucoromycota; Mucoromycetes; Mucorales; Radiomycetaceae
Product: D123-domain-containing protein
Exons: 13
Coding region: 1-1461 (486 amino acids)
Cellular component (GO): cytoplasm
Source: RefSeq, a predicted model, not a curated record
AUGUUUAAUAAUGCUGGCAUUAUGCAUCCGAUGGAUGAUAACGCGUUAAAUACCGAAGAACGCAUCUGGGACCUGACAAUGGAUAUCAAUGUAAAGGGUGUGUGGUACGGAUGCAAACAUGCCAUUAUUGCCAUGCGCAAGAGCGGAGGAGGAUCGAUCAUCAACACUGCCAGUUUUGUUGCCUUGAUGGGAGCCGCUACCCCCCAGUUGGCCUACACCGCUUCCAAGGGAGCCGUUCUUGCCAUGACACGCGAAUUAGCCAUGGUUCACGCUCGUGAGAAUAUUCGAUUCAACUCGUUAUGCCCGGGACCCAUCCGUACGCCUUUGCUGAUGGACUUUUUAAAUACCGAGGAAAAGAAGCAACGACGCUUGGUGCAUGUUCCUCAGGGAAGAUUUGGCGAAGCAAUUGAACAAGCGUACGGUGCCCUUUUCCUGGCCUCGGACGAAAGUUCGUUUGUGACGGGAGUCGAUUUCCGUGUCGAUGGCGGUUUAGCAUCUGCCUAUGUGACUCCUGAAGGAUCCAAGUUCACGCGCUUACCCGAAGCGUUUUUGGAAUACCUUGAUGCUGAUGGCAUUUUCCUUCCCGAUGAAGGCCAACCCCAAGCUGCAACCAUUGAAGAGAUCGAUUCCGAUAAUGAAUCUACCACAUUCUCCGAUGAAGAACCCACCGAGAAACCGGAAUUUCCAGAGAUUGAAAGCAUGAUUCGCCAAGCGGUUGAAGAAUUCGACGGUGGGGUGUUUCCAAAGUUGAACUGGAGCUCGCCUCGAGAUGCGGCAUGGAUCACGCCAACGCAGUCCUUGAUGUGUACGACCCCUUUUGAUGUAUAUUUAUUGCUCAAAUCUUCCGAUUUUAUCAACCACGAUCUGCAUCAUGCUUUUGAUGACUGUGACGAUAAGGACAACACUGCAGACUCGACGCCUUUUCAUCUGGUCCUGCGCAAGUGGUACGACUUGCAGCCCUCAAUGGAGUUUCGCUGCUUUAUCAAGGCCAACGAAUUGAUUGGUAUUUGCCAGCGCGAUCCCAAUUUUUAUCAGUUCUUGGUGGGCAUCAAAGACGAACUGGAGGACAAAAUUCACGAUUUUUAUGAAGACCAUGUAAAGGAUAAAUUCGGCAGCGACAAUUUUGUGUUGGAUGUGUAUAUACCGCGUGAUCGAAGAAAAGUGUGGAUCGUUGAUUUUAAUCCAUUCUCUCCGACCACAGACAGUCUAUUAUAUACCUGGGAAGAGUUGGCGAAAUUCGAUGUUCAAACGGACGAACCCGAGUUCCGAAUCUAUGAAUCACAAGCCGAAGCCGAUGCUUUCUCUCGCAACGCGCCAAAGUUUGCUGCCAACAUGCUUCCCAAGGACGUCAUUGAUUUGUCAGAUGGCCGUUCUAUAGCCGAAUUUGCCGAAGAACUGCAACGAGCCAUGGCCUCCUCGGCCCUCGGUUCAUCGGACGACGAACAAGACGAAUCAUCGUAA